Scheffersomyces coipomensis is the source of this 498-nucleotide messenger RNA. Its product is annotated as chromatin DNA-binding EKC/KEOPS complex subunit. The transcript has a single exon. The coding region runs from base 77 to 358 and encodes 93 amino acids. Gene Ontology annotation, cellular component: EKC/KEOPS complex. NCBI's taxonomy places the organism in Eukaryota, Fungi, Ascomycota, Pichiomycetes, Serinales, Debaryomycetaceae. The record is from RefSeq and is a predicted model, not a curated record.
GUGAAACACUUUUUUAGUGGAAAAUAUUAUCGAUGGCCUCAAACGUAUUUACUUUCUUCAGUCAGAUCAAGCGAAAAUGGAUUCAAUAACAUUACCAUAUAGUCUUCAAUUAGAAGUCCCAUUUGAAACUGCUAAACAGGCCAUCAUUGCAGCAUCAACUUUGAGUCCAGAUCCAAUAUUAAAACCUAAUGAAGUAUCGGUCAAUUAUAAAUCUGAUGAAAAUAAAUUAAUUUGUCAAUUUCAAGCUGUAAGUGAUAGAGUAAUAAGAGUGGCUGUCAGUAAUGUCAUAGAAAAUAUAAAGACUAUCAUCGAAUGUAUCGACGAGUUUGAUGGUAAGGAAGAUCAAUACUUUAAUUAAAUUGUUUGCAGACAAUUGUUCUACGAUUUAUUAUGCCAGUACUAUCUUAUGCUGUUUAUAAUGUCCUAACUGAAAACUAAGGCAAUCACGAAGACAUAAUGCUUGCUGUAUCAGUUGCUUAAACAAUAUAAUCUGCUUUA